AUGUCUUUAGAUGCUGAAGGUGACACGAAAACUCACAUGAUCGAUGGCGUACGGCAGCCUAUUGCAACCACAGCUAAGCAUCUUCAGGAUCUUCAGAUGUUCGAAAUUGUUAAAGACGAUGUUGUUGUGAUGACAUCUCCUAAAUCGGCAAAGCAGGAAUAUAUAGAAAAACGUUGGAUGUUCAUUGAUUUCCCUUUCCAAACAGAAGGGGUUUCAUCUCCUCGGCUGAUAAAGACUCAUUUACACCCACAAGCGAUACCACCACACAUAAAAGAGAAGAAGCCAAAGAUUAUAUUUGUGUCUAGAAAUCCCAAAGACACUGCUGUGUCUUUCUUCUUUUUCCAUAAAACUGGAAAACAUCUUCCUACUUACGAGUCUUGGACCGAAUUUCUGAAUGAUUUCUGCGCUGGGAAUCUUAUUCGUGGAGAUUGGUUUGCUAUGAAUUCCUAUUGGUGGAGUCAACGCAAUGAUAAGAAUGUACUGUUUGUCAAGUACGAAGACAUGAAACGAAAUCUUAGUGAAGUUGUUGAGAAAGUUGCAUCGUUUCUUGGGUGGACGAUUCCGGACGGAAAGUUGCCUGAGCUUCUUCAGCACUGCUCUUUUGAAUCAAUGAGGUCAAACAAUAAGGUCAACUCUUCUGGGGAUCCUUUGAUAGACACCGAAAAAAUUCCAUUCAUGAGAAAGGGAACGGUUGGUGAUUGGAAGAAUUUCUUUACUGUUGCCCAAAGCGAAGCUUUCGAUCAAAUUUAUCGAGAAAAGAUGGCGGGUACAGGCUUAGAAUACGACUACGAGCUAUAGUUUUAAGGCAGAACAGAGAGAUUUAUUCAGACAAACACAUAGUUGUUAAUGAAAUGUAUCGAAAGCCAGCAUAUUGACGCAUACCUGCGUGUACACAGUGUGAUGGCGACGCAACCUAAUCACCUUCCUUGGUCUACGCGUUUGUGAAAGUGCAGUUUUGUUCAGUGGUUUUAACAACAUUGAAACUAUUUUCACUGUGUAAAGGCGCUAUAGAAUUAUGGCACCACCAUCUGUACAAGUCUUGUAGAGCAAUAGCCCUGUCAUAAUUAAUAUUGUGUUAGUUGAAGAGUUAGUUGGGGUAAAAAACCCUAUUAUAAAGAUGACAAAAGCACUACCUGCACCUGAUUAGCUUUGUCCACUCUGUCAAAUUUCAUGUGACAAGUAACUGUGAUUAUGCCCAUAUUUGGAUGCAAGCUAAUAUGAACAAAAAAAUUGAUAGUGUGGACAUAACUUUAUAAUAAUAUUAGUCGUCAAUGAAAUGAAAACAUUCUUAAAAUGCCAUGAUUUUAUAUUUUAUUUACUAAUGGAUGACAUCAUUUAUCGUUGAAUAAAGAUAACGAUCAACUAAAUUUCA
Anneissia japonica is the source of this 1372-nucleotide messenger RNA. RefSeq names its product sulfotransferase 1C2-like. The record is from RefSeq and is a predicted model, not a curated record. The transcript has 6 exons. Gene Ontology annotation, cellular component: cytoplasm. Bases 1 to 798 code for a protein of 265 amino acids. Gene Ontology annotation, molecular function: sulfotransferase activity. NCBI's taxonomy places the organism in Eukaryota, Metazoa, Echinodermata, Crinoidea, Comatulida, Comatulidae. Gene Ontology annotation, biological process: sulfation.